Molecule: messenger RNA, 3579 nt
Organism: Papilio xuthus (Asian swallowtail)
Lineage: Eukaryota; Metazoa; Arthropoda; Insecta; Lepidoptera; Papilionidae
Gene: pic
Product: DNA damage-binding protein pic
Exons: 23
Coding region: 121-3537 (1138 amino acids)
Cellular component (GO): nucleus
Molecular function (GO): protein binding; nucleic acid binding
Source: RefSeq, a predicted model, not a curated record
CACUUUGGUUAUCAAUUUAUACUCUUUGGAGCAGGCGGCAUAUUAUUGUCAAAUAUUGUGUAUUGUGUUAUUCAAAUGGUUUAUUAAUAAAAAUUAGGUUCUAAGUUAAAAAGGAUCACCAUGGCUUAUCACUACGUUGUUACAGCACAAAAAGCUACAGCAGUUACAGCAUGCAUUACAGGCAACUUCACAAGCCCUACAGACCUCAACUUGCUGGUGGCUAAACUGUCACGUCUAGAAAUGUACCUGGUGACUCCGGAGGGCUUGAGACCUAUGAAAGAAGUUGGUCUAUAUGGAAAAGUUGCUAAAAUGAAAUUAUUCAGACCUCCAUAUGAAAAGAAAGAUUUAGUAUUCAUUCUAACAGCUCGAUAUAAUGCAAUGAUAUUAGAGUGGAGGACAGGACCUAAUGGUGAUUUGGAAGUGGUGACACGAGCACAUGGUAAUGUUGCCGACCGCAUCGGAAAGCCCUCAGAGAAUGGCAUAUUGGCGGUGAUCGACCCACAAGCUAGGGUUAUCGGUUUGAGGCUGUAUGAUGGAUUAUUUAAGAUUAUACCAUUGGAUAAAGAUUCCACAGAGCUUAAAGCUGCUAGUCUAAGAUUGGAAGAGUUAAAUGUUUAUGAUUUAGAAUUUCUGCAUGGUUGUGCCAAUCCUACCUUAAUACUUAUACAUCAAGAUCUCAACGGAAGACAUAUAAAAACACAUGAACUCAAUGCAAAAGAUAAAGAAUUCAUGAAGAUACCGUGGAAACAAGACAAUGUGGAAACAGAGGCAUCUAUCUUGAUACCAGUACCAAGUCCUUUAGGUGGCGCUAUUGUAAUUGGUCAAGAGUCAAUAGUAUAUCAUGAUGGACAGAGCUAUGUGGCUGUUGCACCUUCACAAAUAAAGAUGACACCAAUAAACUGCUACUGCCGCGUGGACGGCAAGGGCAUGCGCUACCUGCUGGGUGACAUCGCGGGCCGCCUCUUCAUGCUGCUGCUGGAGCUGCAGGAGAAGAUGGACGGCACGCAGGCUGUCAAGGACCUUAAAGUUGAACUUCUAGGUGACAUCCCGAUACCGGAAUGCAUGACGUACCUGGACAAUGGCGUGGUAUUCAUCGGGUCUCGUCUGGGAGACUCGGCGCUGGUGAGGCUGUCUGCGGCGCGAGAUGACGCCGGCCAGUAUGUCCAGCCCAUGGAGACCUUCACCAGCCUCGCGCCCAUCGUGGACAUGUGUCUUGUGGACCUCGAGCGACAGGGACAGAACCAGCUCAUCACGUGCUCCGGUGCAUUCAAGAUGGGGUCAUUACGUAUAAUACGUAACGGCAUCGGCAUACAGGAGCAGGCAUCCAUCGACCUGCCCGGCAUCAAGGGCAUGUGGCCCCUCACACUGACACAAAACUCCACCUACCAUGACACACUUGUGCUGUCAUUUGUGGGCCAGACCAGAGUGUUAACACUGAACGGCGAGGAAGUGGAGGAAACAGAAAUCAAAGGCUUCGUAUCAGAUCGACAAACUUUCUUCACUGGGAACGUCUGCCAUGAUCAAGUCAUACAAGUGACAGACGAGGGCGUGCGACUGGUGUGCCGCGGCUCGGGCGGGUGGGCGCUGGGCGCGCAGUGGCGGCUGGAAGGUGCGCGCGCGCUCUCCGUGGUGGCGUGCUCCAGCACGCGCGUCGUCGCAGCCGCCGGACCCCGCAUCUACCUGCUGGCCAUCGGACAGGCUCGGCUCGACCUACUCUCAGAGGUGUGCAUGGAGGAGGAGGUGGCGUGCCUGGACUUGGGCCCGGGCGAGGAGGCGGCGCUGCUGGGCGUGGGUCUGUGGACAGACAUCUCUGUGCGCGUGCUUCGGCUGCCCGAUCUCACGCAGCUGCACGCUGAGAAACUCUCCGGAGAGAUAAUACCACGUUCGCUGCUGAUCAGCGAGCUGGAGGGCGUGUGCUACCUGCUGUGCGCGCUGGGCGACGGGUCCAUGUUCUACUUCACGCUGGACCGGGAGACUGGUGCGCUGGCCAGCCGCAAGCGCGUCACGCUCGGCACGCAGCCCACCGUGCUCAGGAGCUUCAGGUCUCUGUCGACGACGAAUAUCUUCGCGUGCUCGGACAGGCCGACGGUGAUCUUCUCCUCCAACCACAAGCUGGUCUUCUCCAAUGUCAACCUCAAGGAGGUCACUCACAUGUGCUCACUCAACGCACAGGCUUACCCGGACAGUUUAGCUCUAGCAACGGACAGCACGGUGACGAUCGGCACAAUAGAUGAGAUACAGAAGCUGCACAUCCGCACCGUGCCGCUGGGGGAGACGCCGCGCAGGAUCGCAUAUCAGGAGGUGUCGCAGACAUUCGGUGUGAUAACAAUGCGCAUAGACAAGGUGGAGUGGUCGUCAGGUCUGGGCACGGCGGUGGCGAGCCGCGUCUCCGCCUCCACCUCGGCCGGCAGCGCGAGCGGCGCGCCCCCGCAGCCGCCCAAACACGCGCCCGCAGCACUCGACCUCGAGACUCACAACCUCCUCAUACUCGACCAACAUACCUUUGAAGUGCUGCACGCGCACCAGCUGAUGACGAGCGAGUUCGCGAUGUCGCUGGUGUCGUGCCGGCUGGGGGACGACCCCAACCACUACUACGCCGUCGGCACCGCCAUACUCAACCCUGAGGAGUCUGAACCCAAACAGGGUCGCAUCCUGCUGUUCCACUGGAGCGAGGGUCGGCUGAGUCAGGUGGCGGAGAAGGAGAUCAAGGGCGGCUGCUACACACUCGUGGAGUUCAACGGCAAGCUGCUCGCCUCCAUCAACAGCACUGUGCGCCUGUUCGAGUGGACGUCGGACAAGGAGCUGCGGCUGGAGUGCAGCCACUUCAACAACAUCGUGGCUCUCUACAUGAAGGUGAAGGGAGACUUCAUCCUCGUGGGGGAUCUCAUGCGCUCCAUAUCUCUGCUGCAGUACAAACAGAUGGAGGGCAGUUUCGAGGAGAUCGCGCGCGACUACAGCCCCAACUGGAUGACUGCCGUCGAGAUACUUGAUGAUGACACCUUCCUCGGCGCAGAGAACAGCAACAACCUCUUCGUCUGCCAGAAGGACAGCGCGGCGACGACGGACGAGGAGCGCCAGCAGAUGGGGUACGCGGGUCAGGUGCACCUGGGCGACACGGUGAACGCCAUGCGUCGCGGCGCGCUCGUCGCCCCCGUCGCCCCGCUCGCCGACACCGCCGCCCCCGUACACAACCCCGUGCUGCUCGCCACCGUGCACGGCGCCAUAUGCCUGGUGGUGCAAGUGUCGCAGCAGCUGUUCGAGUUCCUGCGCCAGCUGGAGGAGCGGCUGACGCGCACCAUCAAGUCUGUGGGCAAAGUGCCGCACGCCUUCUGGCGCUCCUUCAACACGGACAUCAAGACGGAGCCCGCGGAGGGCUUCAUCGACGGCGACCUCGUGGAGACAUUCCUCGACCUCAGCCGCGACAUGCAGCAGGACACCGUGCAGGGACUACAGAUCGACGAUGGCGGCGGCAUGAUGCGAGACGCGACUGUCGACGACCUCAUAAAGAUCGUGGAGGACCUCACGAGGAUACACUAGCGCCCCCCACCCCCACCACCCCACCACAUACCACUCCCCCUA